AUGGCGACCCAGCUGGCGCCCAUGAUCUCUGCGCCGCUGAAGCAGACAAACGAGAUCGACUGGAUCAGCCCUCUGAAGAGCUAUAUCCGGGCUACAUACGGCGACGACCCCGAACGGUACUCGGAAGAAUGCGCGACCCUGCACCGGCUGCGACAGGAUAUGCGAGGCGCGGGGAAGGACAGUGCGGCUGGGAGAGACCUGCUGUAUCGCUACUAUGGACAACUGGAAUUGCUUGAUCUACGGUUUCCGAUCGACGAGAAUCACAUCAAGAUAUCAUUCACCUGGUUCGACGCCUUCACCCACAAACCGACCUCGCAGUACUCGCUGGCAUACGAGAAAGCUUCCAUAAUCUUCAACAUCUCCGCUGUCCUCUCCUGUAACGCGGCACACCAGAACCGCCACGAGGACGCCGGGCUCAAGACGGCAUACCACUCCUUCCAGGCCUCGGCAGGAAUGUUCACUUAUAUCAAUGAGAACUUCCUGCAUGCGCCCUCAAUGGACUUGAGCAGAGAAACCGUGAAGACGUUAAUAGCGAUAAUGCUAGCACAGGGCCAGGAGGUAUUCCUCGAGAAGCAGAUAGCGGAUGGGAAGAAGGUUGGAUUGUUGGCAAAGCUGUCAAGUCAGGCUGCGUUCCUAUAUACCCAAGCUACGGAAGGUGUGCAAGAGAACGUGACAAAGGCGAUAUUCGAGAAGGUCUGGCUGCUGGUCUGUCAGAUCAAAGCCAACUACAUGGCUUCCCUCGCACAGUACUACCAAGCUCUAGCUGACAACGAUGCCAAUUCUCACGGUGUAGCAAUUUGCCGACUUCAACUCGCCGAGGUUCACGCACGAGACGCAAAUCGAAUAGCAAAUGCGUUCCCAUCGACCGUCCCGACGAACUCCUACCUGGCGGCCGAUACUGGCCCUGUCCUCGCUGAUAUGACUAAACGCCAUCUGGCCAACAUUCAAGAGAGGCUCGUGGAAUUCCAGAAGGAUAACGACUUCAUUUACCACCAGGGUGUGCCGAACGAAGCAUCUCUGACCGCAAUACCAAAGCUUCCAGCAGCCAAAGCGAUACCUGUCAGUGAACUAUACCAAGGACAGGAUAUCCAAAGAAUCAUUGGUCCCGAUAUUUUCCAGAAGAUUGUACCCAUGGCUGUCACCGAAUCAGCAAGCUUGUACGAUGAAGAGAAAGCGAAGUUGAUUCGAGCCGAAAGCGAGAGGGUUGAGAUCGCAAAUGACGAAAUGGCAGCGAGCCUGGACUACCUCAAACUACCGGAUAGUCUUAAUAUAUUGAAAGGAGGAAUGGACCAGGAAAUGAUGGUUGACGAUGACUUCCGCAAGUGGUGUGAGGAGUUGGCAGGACAUGCGCCGUUCACCGCAGCAUUCAACCAGCUAAACACGGAUAAGUCAGAAAUUUCGUCCAUGCUGGAUGCUAGCAUGAAACAGUUGGAUAUGGAGGAGAGCGUGUGCGAAAAAAUGAGGUCAAAGUAUGGGGUGGACUGGACACAGCAGCCUAGUUCACGCCUCACGGCUACGCUACGCAGUGAUAUUCGGAAUUACAGAGGAGCUAUUGAAGAGGCGGGCACGAGCGAUGCCCAGCUUUACAGUACCUUCCGGCAAUUCGAGUCUGAUUUCGAUGAGAUGAGGUCGGCCGGUGAGACGGAUGAAGCCGAUGUCUUGUAUCAGAGGGCGAUGAUAAAAGCUGGUGCUACUAAAGGAAAGAGUCCGCGACCGGCGGAGGGAAACCUUCUAGAUGAAGAUUUCAUCGAUGGGCCAACGGUAGCGGAGCAGAUCUCGAAUGUUGAGGAGCUGUUGAGGAAACUGAACCUAAUCAAAAGGGAGAGAGCGCAGGUCCUGAAAGACCUCAAGGAGAAGGUUCACUCCGACGACAUCUCCAACGUCCUCAUACUUAACAAAAAAGCCAUCGCCAACCAAGAAUCCCAACUCUUCAAAGCCGAACUCGAGAAAUUCCGUCCACACCAAAACCGCAUUCUCCAAGCCAACCACAAGCAAGCCUCCCUGCUCAAAGAACUCACCCGCACCUACUCAGACCUCCUGAAAGACAAACGUGUCCGCUCUGAGCAGAAUAAAUACGAAGCAUUUUCCCGACAGCGGAACUCUGUCAUGACACGGUAUCGCAGGGUGUACCAGUCUUUCAAUGAUUUGAUUGCAGGAUUAAUGCGUGCUCAAGGCUUCUAUUCCGAGAUGAAAGAGACGGUAUCGAGUUUACAUAAGAACGUGGAUACAUUCGUCAACAACCGGCGCUCGGAGGGUGGACAACUGCUCACUAAAAUCGAACAAAAUAAGUCCCAAGGCGCGGACCAUGAACAACAGCGACUGAAAGACCUGAUGGAACGCAUGUCGAUGGAGCCGAGACCCUCAGGGUCACCGGUAUCUUCGGGUGGUGGUGGUGUAGUGACGGCUGCAGGUAAGAAGCAAAACCGUCCUCCGCCGCUGUCAAGCUCAAGUAUGGUGGGUUCGGGAGGAAGUGGGCAGAUGCAAUAUAACCCUGCGGCUUCACCACCCGUGACGCCGAGGUAUCCGAUGACGACGGGAGGAGGGCAGGCGCAGGGAGGGCAGCAGCAGCAGUAUAUGAGUCCGCAACAAAGCUUUAAGGCGGCAAACGGGUUUCAAUCACACCCUUCCCUCCAACAGCAGCAACCACCCCGCCGAGACUCCUACAACCAAACCCCCAGCCAAAUCCAAGCACAAAACCAACCCUACAACCCCAACCAAUACGGCCCGGUCUCUCCUCCCGCUCACCAACAAUUCUUCUCCCCACCCCCUAACCAACCCCAUCAGCCGCAACCAUGGGGUCAGUCAUACCAGUCUUCGACACCACAGCCCCAAGCCUAUGCGGGAUUACCGCAGGGUUAUGUGCCCCCGCCGCCGCCGCCUGGGCCCCCGCCGCAGCAGGUCGAUUAUAGCCAGUUUGUGGGGAGUUAUCCGAGUGGGCCGGGCGGGUAUGCGAGUGUGCAGCGGGGGAGUCAUCAUGGGGUGCAAGGAGGUGGACAAGGAGGAGGAGGAGGGGAUCCAUGGGCGGGGUUGAGUGGGUGGAGGUGA
This is a messenger RNA of Lindgomyces ingoldianus, 3045 nucleotides long. Its product is annotated as BRO1-domain-containing protein. NCBI's taxonomy places the organism in Eukaryota, Fungi, Ascomycota, Dothideomycetes, Pleosporales, Lindgomycetaceae. The transcript has 5 exons. The coding region runs from base 1 to 3045 and encodes 1014 amino acids. The record is from RefSeq and is a predicted model, not a curated record. Gene Ontology annotation, molecular function: protein binding. Gene Ontology annotation, cellular component: endosome. Gene Ontology annotation, biological process: protein transport to vacuole involved in ubiquitin-dependent protein catabolic process via the multivesicular body sorting pathway.